Molecule: messenger RNA, 417 nt
Organism: Knipowitschia caucasica
Lineage: Eukaryota; Metazoa; Chordata; Actinopteri; Gobiiformes; Gobiidae
Source: the annotation of a GenBank genome assembly
AUGAAUCUAAGUCGCUCUCUGCGCUCACAUGACUUGGCAUGUUUGAAAACUCCACUAUCUAUAAUCUGGACUGCAGACUCUCAAUCCAAAAAGAAGCAGGUCAGUGAUUUGGCUCGGCCCCUCUCAGAUCAAGCCCCAGUGGAGCGGGCCAGACACUGCUGUCCGUGCAGUGAGGGCCCGGCCUCCCACUGCGGCCCGAUCAGUCUUAUAGGAUCAGUGAGUGAGCCCCCGAGGCGCCAAGCGCUUGGCCUGAUGGAUGGCGCUCUCCUGGCUCAGCUAUACUCCGGCCCCAUCUGUGCUCUCCAUGGCUCCCGCCUGCAGCCUCCUGGUCACGGCCUACACUGUUCAAACUCCAAAUCACCAGACCCACUUUGCUACAUCGUGAAUCUGACACCAGCAGGGGCCCACCAAGCAUGA